Molecule: messenger RNA, 3022 nt
Organism: Cryptomeria japonica (Japanese cedar)
Lineage: Eukaryota; Viridiplantae; Streptophyta; Pinopsida; Cupressales; Cupressaceae
Product: disease resistance protein TAO1-like
Exons: 7
Coding region: 739-2985 (748 amino acids)
Biological process (GO): defense response
Molecular function (GO): ADP binding
Source: RefSeq, a predicted model, not a curated record
UGAACAGGGGCAGCAUUUCUUUUCUUUUCUUCUUGUUGAUUUAAAGCCCAACAUUAUUCCAUGUUUGGGGCUCACGCCAAGUUUCCUAGGCCUCUUUUUAACAUGGGAAACUUCUGUGCUCAUGGUGGAAAUGGCUAUGUUGAGAAUCCGUUUUUUGAACCAUGGUCCACAUUGACGGUUGAUGGAAAAAAUGCCUUCCAUGAUCAUAAAUUACAAUUAUAAAAGGCCAAACGAGCUCAGAAGAAACCAUUGCUGGACCUUCUACCCUUCCACCAUCUUCUCCACAAUCAGUAAAUGCUGGGCCUUCUACUACUCCAUUAUCUUCUCAACCUUCUCAACAACCAGCUAACGCUGGACCUUCUACGUCUACCACUCCAAAGGAUUUGGAGACAUUUCUACAUAAAUUCAAUGAUGUAAGCCAGCUUCACGAUCUGAUUAAGUUCGUUGAACAUCUAUUGAAGAUCGCGUCGGGAGAGAAGAAGGAAGAAGGAUCUAGUUCCGAAGUAAAUUCUUAUAUCCAGGAUGGCCAAACACUACUGGAGUUUGUAGAUAAACACAUUGGCAAACUUCCUCAAGAGUUAAAGUUUCAAUUUCGGAAAUCUAAAAUCAACUUGUGCUGAAAUUUCAAAAUGAUUUAAACUCUAGCCAGUUAUACAUUAAUGGGUGGCUAAAACUCUACACUUUUGGGAAAUAAAUUAUAUUAAAUGAAUAUUUAUUGUCAUAGCUUUCUUACAUAUCAUGGAUUUCUCCGUACAGAAGGAUUCCAUAGAUAGGUUAGGUGCAGAGGCACAGAAAGUUCUCACAGAUUUGCUCAAAUGCUUUGGGAAAAUUCACUGGGUGGGGGCAGCACUUUCUAUGGUGGGAUUUGCAUUGGCCAGAUAUAAUGAGAUGUCUAGCAACCAAAGAGAGUGCCUUGAAAUUUUGAAAGCUAUGGUUAAUCUUGGGAAGCAAAUAGUGGAGUUGAAUGAGCAAAUGCCAGAGCAGAAGAAGCAUUUAAAUGAGGCAGUGGAAUGCAUCGUUGUAGGAUGCAGCAUCUGCACCUCCCAACUUACAGCAGCCAAAACAUUCAGAUUUCUUACUGCUUCAGUCAACGCCGAGAGUUUAAAGGCAUUCCAAGCGAGAAUAGACCGCCUGUACAACGAUCUUCAAUUGUGGGGUAUCAUUCAAAUAAACAAAGAGCAGCAUGAAAUAAAGAAAGAGCAGCUUGAAAUAAAGGAAGAACAACAUGAAAUAAAGAAAGAACAGCCAAAGUUCGCUCCCCCAUCACAGGACCACAUUGAAUACAAACCAGCAGUUGGAAUCGACAGUGCACGAGAAGAAGUAAUCCGACUUCUAGAUUUGAGUGCACAGCAUACAUCACCGCAAGCUGUGGUUGUGGUUGUCCAUGGUUUCGGAGGAAUCGGCAAGACAACUCUGGCCGAUAAUGUUUAUAAAAAAAUCGACCUCCAAAGUUAUAAGCAGUGCAGAAUUCACAUGCUUCAACAUUGUACAGAGAAUUAUCUGAAAUCCCUCCAAGAACAGAUUUUGAAUGAUUUGUUCAAGCAGAAGCUGAUGUUGAGAGACUGUGACGAAGGACGGCGAAUGAUCUGGUCUCAUUUCAGAAACAAUUCUAAUCAGCCUCUAUUUCUGUAUAUCGACAAUGGACUCCAAAGAGAAGAUCUGAAGAAACUUCUACCUGCAAACUUGGGCAGCUGCCUUCCACCCAAGAGCAGAUUACUUCUCACUACCCGAAAUCUCCGGGAGACGGACAUCUUUGUCUCCUGGAAAAUUGAACGCCAAGCAUAUGCGGUGAGCCCUCUUCCAUCGCCAGAGGCAAGAAACCUUUUGCUGACGAAUGCUUCCGAGUACAAUGAUGAAAGGAACAUAGAGAAGCUGCUUAAGCUUUGUGGUGGUGUUCCGCUUCUGCUUGAUUUAAUUGGUUCGCAACUGGCUAUAAGUACUAAAAAUGCAAAUAAUAUAGAAAUAUUAGAGAUGAUUAGAGAAGGAGAGAAGGUGGAAGACGAAGAUAUCAGCGACCGUAUGGUUGAUUUUGUCUACCAUAGAUUGUCGCCACGUGUCAAAGAGGCCUUUCUGGACAUCGCAUCCUUCUUUUCAACAGGAAGCUUUUCUAGUAAAUAUGUGGCAUACAGAGUUGGAGAAGAGGAAUUGAGAGCUCUAGAAGAGGCGUCAUUCGUCAAGACAGGUGAAUAUGGUGACACGAUAGUUCAUGACAUAGUUCGAGCAAGAGGGAGAAAGAUGUCAGAGAGAAACAGAAUCACAGACCGUGAGAGUUUAUUGGAAUGUUUGAAAGAUGAAGAGAAACUCAAAAACUUAAAAGGCAUCUUUUUUAAUGAACCAUCUGAGCAGCCAGCUCCGAUAGAAAUUAAUGAAUAUCACCUGAACUGUAUGAGUAAUUCGUUAAGAAUAUUACGUUAUGAAGAAGCAUCUCAAAUAACCUUCAGGGGUAAAUGUCUUAAAGCAUUCAAACAACUCAGAUACCUCACACUUCCGAGUGACAUUCCUGAUUUACCAAUGGAGUUUGAGAAACUAGAGCAUCUUUUCUUCUACGAUGGCCCAUUGACGCAAGGCAUGAGUUUGUACGAGCUUCCUCCAACUCUGCGUUACAUGUGCAUUACAAAUAUAAUUUCUUCUGAGAAUGGAGUUGCAAAUUCUAAAAUUCCUUCCAAGGACACUCCACCUUUCUCGCUUGUAGAAUUGAUCUUUUUCAAUAUUCCAACUAUGGAAAGGUUAUCUGAUGGAGUGGAGACGCUAACAAAGUUAGAGGAAUUACAGAUAUAUUAUUGCCCUAAGUUGAGGGAACUUCCUUCCAAAAUCGGAGACCUCAGCAAUUUGGAAAAAAUAGCAUUGUCCGACUGUCCUGGCUUAGAAGAAUGGCCAUCAAGUUUUGAAAAUCUCUCAAAAUUGAAAACAUUAGACUUGAUAGGCUGUUCUCCAAAAUUAAAAGAAUCAUUGCCCCACAAUAUAAAAGAAAAAUGUAAUAUAUAAUAUGAUUAAAUAUUUUUUUCAACAACUCACAUCUUAA